Messenger RNA from Oncorhynchus masou masou (cherry salmon), 3825 nucleotides. RefSeq lists its product as uncharacterized. The coding region runs from base 2501 to 3565 and encodes 354 amino acids. The transcript has 6 exons. The record is from RefSeq and is a predicted model, not a curated record. Gene Ontology annotation, biological process: response to bacterium. NCBI's taxonomy places the organism in Eukaryota, Metazoa, Chordata, Actinopteri, Salmoniformes, Salmonidae.
UAGUGAGGCGGGGCUGGAGCGAGUGAAGAGGACCGAACAGGAUCCUCGAGCAUCUCGCGCGCCUCCUGCCUGUUCCCUCUCAUACCGUAGGGGAUCAAGUACACGCCUCAAAUACCUGACCGACCACUGUUACAAAUAGUAACCUACAAAUUGCAUGAAGACCUGUAAUAAUUUUCCUGGGAUAAAUUCAAAGAACAGUUUAUUUAUUUAUUUUUUAUUUAUGUUUUGUCUCCUAUGAAUUGGAGAUUAUCAGUAUUUUGGGUAGAUUAUAGGUGUGAAUUCUUAUUAGAUGGUUUGGUUGUUUAGCAACAAACUAUAGGGCAAAACAGAUGGAGUUGGUUUAGGUUGUUGACAACAUGUAAUCUAUAUUUAACUUGUUGUCUCUCAAAUAUAUUCUUACAGCAUAUUUUUGCCAUAUUUGACAUGAAACCAGUCAAAACACCUCAAAAUAAGACAUGGUAUCAAGAACAAGAUGCAACUAACUUCAAUUAGCGAUUUACGAUUCCCCACAUGGCAGUUUCUUGUCAUUGUUGCUAUCUUUCCGUACAGAAUCACAACACCACACAAACUGCUGCCCCAUUAAAGCCUGCGCAUCGAUUUCGUGACGCUGUCAGCAAUACCUAUCCAAAGGUGAAAUAUGAGAGAAUGCCGCGCUCUAGUGGACAAUGAUGAGAACCACAGCAGAUCAUCAAGUUCAAAUUCUGUAGGGAUUUGAACAAUUUCUAUUUUCUAUUUCAUACCCCCAAAUUAUAAAUAAAAAAGUUACGUUGAUUUGCACUCAUAAAUUUAAAAAUAAGAGUCAAUGUUUAUAUGUAAUAUAAUGAUGAUAAUAAUGAUGAUGAUACAAUUGUCAUAAGGGGCUAACCACAUGUCUUACUCUCUAGUAAACAGAUUAGAUUCCAGAACACAGGGCCUGUUGUUCUGAGUUAGCCUGCGUCAGAUCCACCGUUAAAGUCAAGGAAACCAAUACACAAACAGUUUGUUUCUGGAUAAAAUGAUUCAGAGAAGUUUGUGAGCCACAAACAGUGGUGUGAAUUACCUCAGUAAAAAUACUUUCAAGUACUACUAGGCUACUCUGGAGAAAGAGAGCAGCUGCACAGCCUCACUGUGGGGAAAACUGAAAACACCUCUGCCUCCAAUGAUUUGGCCUCCUGUCCUCAAUUGGCAGAGGGGGAAUUAACAUAACCCUUGCCUCAAGUUUUUUAGGGUAUCUGUACUUUACUUUACUACUCAUAUUUUUGACAACUUUUACUUUUACUUCAGUACAUUACUAAAGAAAAUUAUGUACUUUUUACUCCAUACAUUUUCACUGAUACCCAAAAGUACUUGUUACAUUUUGAAUGCUUAGCAGGACAGGAAAAUUCACGCACUUAUCCUACUGCCUCUGAUCUGGCGGACUCACUAAAUGUCUCAGUGUUGGAGUGUGCCCUUGGCUAUCCAUACAUUACAAUAACACCAAAAGGUGCUGUCUGGUUUUCUUCUACUUCUUCUACUUUUAACUAUAUUUUAGCAAUAACAUUUACUUUUGAUACUUAAAUAUAUUUAAAACCAAAUACUUUUAGACUUUUACUCAAGUAGUAUUUUACUGGGUGACUUUCUCUUUUACUUGAGUCAUUUUCUAUUAAGGUAUCUUUACUUUUACUCGAGUAUGACAAUUGUGUACUUUUUCCACCACUUGCCACAACCAAAUUCCGAUUCCAUCAAGCCUUGUCAUCAUCCAUCUAUUUAUAUCUGUGGGCUGACUUUGAUAGAUAAUGAAUCUUACUCGGGGUAUAGUAGGUUCCUUCCCACCCAAACCUUGUAUUUGAAAAAAAAGUACCCUAUACAGCCACUGGGCAACAAGCAGUGAAGUGUGGGUAAGUUAUGAGAUCUUUCACUAAUCAAGAGGUCAUGGGUAUUCUCCCUAUUUGUUCGAUCUAGGCACACUUUUAGAUAGGGUUAACUCAUAUUAUGUCAUAGCCACAUAUGUGUUUAUUAGCCAACGAGGGGCCUAGGAUGAAAACCAAGAGCAUGCUAGAUAUGCAGUUGUUAUGCUAUGGUGGGUAAAUUCCCAUUGAGGAUUAGUUCAACCUCUGCUGGACAAAGUAGUACCUGAGGUACAAGCUGUAGAAAGCGGAAUGAGACUCUUCUCUGUUUCCUGUCCAAACAUAAAAACUGCUGUUUUGAACUGAUUUUUGAGUAAAGGAUAGUUAAAGGAAAGGAAACCUUUACUGAUUUCAGUAAAGGUUUCAUUUCUCCCCAAAAAAAGAAGCAGCCGUAUCAAGCCAAUAUUUUAUUGUCAGAAUCCAGUAACUCUGACUUACCUACAAUGUCUUCUUUAAAGUUUUUUAAACUAUGGUAAGCCAGAGGACACACUUGUAAGAUGGUAGUCAGCCAAUAAAAUCUCUCGUUUCAGUGUUCCCUCCCACUGUAUGACGGCUACAUGUAAAGUGUCAUCAUAUAUAAGGUGUCCCACUGUCAGACCCACACACUAUGCAGUGCAGAAGUGACUGAUGUAAAAAUGAUGGGCAGACACUUAUUUUUGUUUUACAUCAACUUGGUUUGUGCUUUUACCAAAACAAACGUAAUCCAACCAACCCCUGUGAUGGUUGCUGAGCUGGGAGACACUGUGACUCUCACUUGCUUUCGUCCAAAUGUGUCAGUGACCAGUUUUGAUUGGUUCAAGCAGAGUGUUGGACAGAAACCCCUUCACAUGGCGUCAUCACCAUAUAUUGGCCAAGAUAGUUUUUAUUCCAACAAUUUCAUCAAGGACUUUACUAAGACCAAGCGUUUGGGUGUGAGGAGAGGACUCUACACCUGUAACCUGACCAUUUCCAAGGCACACCCAGGGGACUCCGCUACAUACUAUUGUUCCACUACAGUCAUCUAUGAGCUCACUAUUGGAGAGGGAACUGUUUUAAUUGUCAAAGACUCAGAGUCCAACAGCAUGACUGUGCUCCAGCAGCCUGUGUCUGAGUCAGUCCAACUAGGAGACUCUGUGACUCUGAACUGUACAAUACACACUGAGACCUGUGCAGGAGAACACAGUGUCCUUUGGUUCAGACAUGGCUCAGGAGAAUCCCGUCCAGGAAUCAUUUACACCCAUGGAAACAGGAGUGAUCAGUGUGAGAAGAUCUCUGAGGCUGGGUCUCCUACACAGAGCUGUGUCUACAACCUCCCCAAGAGGAACCUCAGCCUCUCUGAUGCUGGGACUUACUACUGUGCUGUGGCCUCAUGUGGGGAGAUACUGUUUGGAGACGGGACCAAGCUGGACCUUCAAGUUCCUGAGCAUCAUCCUCCAUUUGAUCUGACUCCUACUGUUCUGUCAUUGGUCGUUUCCAACAUCGUUCUGGGGAUAGUGACCCUUCUACUUGUCUGGGCGCUGUGCAAGACUCUGAACAGAGAUAGCAGAGGGAGGACUGAUUUCCCAACGUCCCAGGGCAAUCAGAAUCAAGACAGUGAAGUGUUGAACUACGCAGCUGUCAGUUUCACCCCCAAGAACAACUCCUCCUCUAGAAGAGCAAGAGAAAAGACAAGCAGAGAGGAUGCAGUGUAUUCUGAUGUCAGAUACCUUCAGCAGCAGUGAAAGAUAUCACCACUGUCACAAAGACUCCAAGAAGAACCAUUUUACUAUUUGUAGCAUAAUUGAACUGCUUUUAGUAACUGAAAUUAGUUACAAUGUAACAAAGAAAAUGUCAUUUUAACAUUGUCUCGAUUUAUCUAAUCCUGUAAUGCCUUAAAUAGAAAUAUCUUUUGACAGUUUGUAAGAAAUCAUCUGAUAGAGAAUCCCAUUUUUGUUGUAUGACUGUGUGUUUUUAACAUAAUAAACCAUUCAUUUAUACACUC